Molecule: messenger RNA, 372 nt
Organism: Naegleria lovaniensis
Lineage: Eukaryota; Heterolobosea; Eutetramitea; Acrasida; Naegleriidae
Exons: 2
Coding region: 1-372 (123 amino acids)
Molecular function (GO): ribonuclease T2 activity; RNA binding
Source: RefSeq, a predicted model, not a curated record
AUGCAAAGAAUCAUUUUCAACACUUUUGUCUUUGUGAUGAUGAUGAUGGCAUUUUGCAAUCAUUUCAUUGAAGGAGCUCAAAUUCAAGUGAUAAAAUCAGAUGAACGCCCCUCUCAAAUGACAUCUCUUCCGACUGCAAAUCAGCGUCGUGAUGAAACUUGUGCUCAUUUUGCAAAUCAAUUUGAACCAUUUGACUACUUUUUAUUGUCCUUGCAAUGGCCUGCAACAGCAUGUAUUGGCAAAAAGCCAAAUGAAUGUUCCGUUCCUGAUUUUAUUAAUGAUUUUACAAUUCAUGGUUUAUGGCCUCAAUUCAAAAAUCCUGCCACAUAUCCUGAAUGUUGUUUCAAUGUUACUUUGACAUUCGUCAAUUAA